Messenger RNA from Moneuplotes crassus, 1114 nucleotides. Lineage: Eukaryota; Ciliophora; Spirotrichea; Euplotida; Euplotidae. The record is from the annotation of a GenBank genome assembly.
AAAAAAUGGACAAAGAAGAGAUACUCUAUCUAGGCUUCAAUCAGAAUGCAGGCUGCUUCACAUGUGGGACUAACACUGGCUUCAAGAUAUUCAACACUUAUCCCUAUAAAGAUACAUUUAGCAGAGAGUUUGAUGGCGGAAUCGGUAUUGUUGAGAUGCUUUUCAGAUGUAACAUUCUUGCAAUUGUGGGAGGCGGAAGCCAUCCAAAAUACCCUACUAAUAAAGUAAUGCUUUGGGAUGACCAUCAGCAGAAAUGUAUAGGAGAGUUGUCCUUCAAAGACCAUGUAAAAGCAGUUAGACUUAGAAAAGAUAAAGUUAUUGUUGUACUAGAGACAAGAAUAUAUAUUUAUAAUUUUGGAGACCUUAAGCUGAUCGAUGCCAUUGAAACUAUUGAUAAUCCUAAAGGCCUCUGAUCAGUUAGUUAUUCAGCCGAUAAGACAUUCCUAGCAUGCCUAGGUAAAGGGAAAGGAUGGAUUCGAGUUAAUAUUUAUGACGACAUUGAUAUGGAAGAGUCUCACUCAAUAGAAGCUCAUAAUUCGUCAGUGUCCUGAGUUACACUAAACUUUGAUGGGACCCUCCUUGCUACAGCAAGUGAUAAAGGGACAAUCAUCAGGCUUUUCAACCCAGCUACUGGAGAAGCCCUUCAAGAACUGAGAAGGGGCUCUGAUAAAGCUGAAAUUUAUAGCCUGACAAUUGAUGUCAACUCUAAGUGGUUAGGAUGCACAUCUGAUAAAGGGACUGUUCACAUUUUCUCCCUCAGUCGUUUGGGAAUUAAGCAUCUCAAAAGGGAAGAUGAGGAUGAAGAAGAGGUUAAGGAAGAAGCAGUAGCAACAAAACCUAAAAACAAUAAACACGUUUUUAGGUUCAUGAAAAAGUUCUCCAAAUAUUUUGAUUCUGAAUGGAGCUUCGCUAAAUUCAGAAUAACCGAUUCUCGAACAAUCUGUGCAUUCACCAAAGAGAACAAUUUAGUGGUUAUUUCAGCAGAUGGAGCUUACUAUCUAGCAAGACUCGACUCUAAGAAUGGUGGUGAAUGUAAGAAAAUCGAAGAGAAAAACUUUGUCUAACCCUCUUUCACAAAUGGCUAUAGUCGUUGAACUUGUUUUAGAGCCAUAUC